GAAGGUCACCUUAGGAAAUGCUACUGUGAGUUCUGUCAGUUCAGUCAGUAGUAAACCGGCGUGCCGGCUGGAAGUUUAUUUGAGCUCUCGUUGUCGGUCUGCAACAGCUUUGACGGUCUAUCUUCAUUGAGAUUACGAGAAAUAUAUAUUUAAAAGAAAAAUGACGUCGUUAAAUGAAAAAUUAUUGAGCACCGUUGUGGAACCCACCUCGAAUGGAAAAAAUAAAGUUACAGUAGUGGGUGUUGGCCAGGUCGGAAUGGCAUGUGCCUUUAGUAUUUUGACAAAUAAUGUGUCGAAUGAUCUUGUCCUCGUCGAUGUGAUGGCAGACAAGCUAAAAGGAGAAAUGAUGGAUCUGCAACACGGUAGUGCGUUUUUGAAGAACGCAAGGAUCAAUGCCAGUACGGACUAUGCGGCUACAGCGAAUUCAACUCUAUGUAUCGUGACUGCGGGUGCUCGUCAACGAGAAGGCGAAACCAGGCUCGAUCUUGUUCAAAGGAACACCGACAUCUUCAAGGGGAUCAUUCCUCAGCUGGUCAAAUAUAGUCCGAAUACGAUCUUACUGAUUGUAUCUAAUCCCGUUGACAUAUUGACUUAUGUCGCAUGGAAAUUAUCUGGUUUGCCGGAGAAUCGGGUUAUUGGUAGCGGCACCAAUUUGGAUUCCACCCGUUUUCGCUUCUUACUUUCUCAAAAACUCAACGUAGCGCCGACCUCUUGUCAUGCCUGGGUAAUUGGAGAACAUGGUGAUAGUAGCGUGCCACUUUGGUCCAGCGUAAACGUUGCCGGUGUACGUUUCCGCGAUCUUAAACCUGACAUCGGUACUAGCAAAGACGAAGAACAUUGGGAUGAAUUACAUAAACAGGUCGUUGAAAGUGCAUAUGAGGUCAUCAAGCUCAAAGGUUAUACUUCCUGGGCAAUCGGACUUAACGUAUCGAGUCUUGCAGCAACGAUACUGCGAAACACUCAUCAAGUUCAUGCCGUUACCGUCAAACUUACCGGUCAUCAUGGUAUUACCGAGGACGUUUUCUUAUCUCUACCGUCUAUGUUGGGGGAAAACGGUGUCACGUCAAUUGUUAAUCAAAUAUUGACGGAUGAAGAGCGGGAGCUACUUCAAAAAUCAGCCAAUACAAUACAUGAAGUCCAGAAAAAUCUGAAGCUUUAAACUACAGACAGUAAUGCGUUCUACUUUACAUUUUUUUUUGCCCUUUAUAUGUCGUAUGUCUGUUCAAUGUAUAUUUAUUUUAUUCGAACAUUAAUUAUUCUGUUCUUGC
This is a messenger RNA of Vespa mandarinia (Asian giant hornet), 1268 nucleotides long. Its product is annotated as L-lactate dehydrogenase. NCBI's taxonomy places the organism in Eukaryota, Metazoa, Arthropoda, Insecta, Hymenoptera, Vespidae. The record is from RefSeq and is a predicted model, not a curated record. Gene Ontology annotation, cellular component: cytoplasm. Gene Ontology annotation, molecular function: L-lactate dehydrogenase (NAD+) activity. Gene Ontology annotation, biological process: lactate metabolic process; pyruvate metabolic process.